AUCCCAUCUCAUCCAUAUACUCAAGUAGACCUCCUGCAAUAUCCAGCAGCAAGCCACCGUCAUGGAAACCAAGGCAUUCGGCACCGCGGUCACCGACGAGACCCUGAAAGCAAUGAGCCAGUACUCUAACAAAACAAUAACACGCUUCCACAGGGGACACGAGGCUCUCAAACUGAUGUACGCUGACGGCAAAGAGGUGGCUCCACUCAAAUACGUCAAGGAGCUCAGGCCCACGUUCGGCGACAAGGCCGCAACGAUUUGCAUGGUCUACAACGCUACCGGGGAUCCCCUCGAGUACGUUACGCAUCACAACUGGAGUGGGGACCUGCAGGGUUCUACAGUCUACCCCGAGAAGAUCGCAAAUGGCCAGUGGGCAACCUUUAUUCAUGCAUCCAGUACGGUGGCCAUUGGAACUUCAUCGUCUGGGGCCGUUGUCUACCGCGGCAAGAACAAAGCCGGUGCAGACGGUGACUGGAUGUUUUCCUGGAACCAUACCUUCUCGACCCUAAAUGGCCACACGGCCUACACUGAGAUCCGUGAAGCGGGUCACUUUCAGGGGAAAGAGCUGUGGGAGAAACUCGAGCAACUAACAUUGGGAUCUAAAGCUGAAUCAAGCGAUGACCGGAACGGACUCUUGGCCAAGGUUUACAUUCAAUCGGAUGCUGUGGCCAUCUAUAGGGCUGUCCUUUUUCUCGAAGGUGCUGAUGCUUAACUGCUAGCAGCACCUGAAAGUACGUAAUAUGGUAAAGAAUAAACUGCCUGGAAAGCAGUCGCAUGCACCGAUAUGCACGCGUAUUUGGGGAAUAAUAAUGUCGUGUUCUGAGUCUCUUCUGAGUCUGUCAUACGAUGUAUCGUGUACUCUUUCAAGCUCAUCUUGUGAGGGUGGUUAUGGUUAUCUUCCUGCUAUAUAUGUACCGAGUUGUUUUCGUGAGUAAUAAUAUCUUACUAUGUGUUGUCUAUUAAUUAA
This is a messenger RNA of Asparagus officinalis (garden asparagus), 967 nucleotides long. Its product is annotated as 23 kDa jasmonate-induced protein-like. Lineage: Eukaryota; Viridiplantae; Streptophyta; Magnoliopsida; Asparagales; Asparagaceae. The transcript has 2 exons. The record is from RefSeq and is a predicted model, not a curated record. The coding region runs from base 62 to 712 and encodes 216 amino acids.